AUGCCACCCCCCAUCCAGAGACCCAUCCUCAGUAUCCUCCCACAUCCCCAACCACGCCCCAUCCUCCCCAUGCUCCACCAACUAUGCAACCAGCCUCUAGCCGCAUCCGCGGGCCACCGAGUCUCGCCGGUUCUUGAAUUCCGCUCCGCCUUUUCCACUACCGCUACCCGCGCCACAUACUCGGACAAGAAGGUUCCCGCCUCUAGGUCCGGAGCCGAGAUCAGAUCCACUACAUCAAGAAAUGGAACUAAAUCUGGACCGGGUGAUGCUGGGGUCGAUACGGAAAUGCCGGCUGUGAGCUUUGAGUCUCUGGGUAUUGGUAGGAAUAUGAAGGUGGUUUUGCUUGUUGUUCUUGGUGUCUUUGGGUCUAUUGAGACGGUGUUUUGGUGUAAGGCGGUUUGGAUUUGGUGGAAGAAAGGUGACGUUGAUAUUGAUGUUGGUAUUGAUGACGGGGCUACUGAUCAGUAG
Messenger RNA from Penicillium soppii, 468 nucleotides. RefSeq lists its product as uncharacterized. The transcript has a single exon. The coding region runs from base 1 to 468 and encodes 155 amino acids. Lineage: Eukaryota; Fungi; Ascomycota; Eurotiomycetes; Eurotiales; Aspergillaceae. The record is from RefSeq and is a predicted model, not a curated record.